UUUAAUUUUCCCGGAAGUUACCCAUGCGACUUGGAGGCGCACCGGCUCCACAGACGAGAAACACCGCAAUAUGGCCUCGCUCUGAGCCUCCACACACGACAGUGGUGUACAUACCGAACCGGCAAUCCGUCACCAUCGACGCCCUGAUCAUGGACCUACGGUCCAGAGGCUUUUUUCGGGGCCAUCGGAGUUGUCAGUAGUGCUACCAAAGUGCUAUAUUGUUUGAUUUUGAGCACGGUCACUUUUGCACGCCCGGGGAUUUAAACCGAAGUGACAGCAGCGGCACUCACCCCGGCUGCCGGUUAGCUAGCUAGCGCGCUAAGUCAAGUAGCCAAAGAAAGGGCACCACUUCUCUCUCGGAGUAAAGGGACAGGGAACCUGCAACACAACGCUCACAGAAGAGCGAUCGCGCCGAAGCCUCCGUGUUCAAAUCGCACAACGUAUUCACUGCUGAUUCCCGAACGGCUGGCAACACAACGCCACCCUAAUGCAGAACCAUAAAAGAGCGUGAAAUGAACAAACCGCCACAGCCUAUAACGGGACCCAGUUCUGUCCCUAACCCCGCCCCUUCCCCUGGAUUGACACAGGCUGCCUACGGCCCUGGACAGCCCCCUUCUCUUGUGUUUGCCACCCCCCCACCUCCACAAAUGAACUCUGCACCACAGCCAAGACAGUUUGCUGCAGGGCCCCGUACUUUACACCAACAGGGUGGAUACAGAGCAUUACAGAGUUACUAUCCAAACCGACCAACAAUGGCCACUAGUGCUCCAAGAGUACAGACGAGUAGCGGCCCCCGACCUGUUGGACCUACUCAUGUCUACCCGACCAGCUCCCAGAUGAUGAUGUUGUCCCAGCAGCAGCUGUCUUUUGCUGGAUCCCCUCAGGGCUACUUCAUCCCCCCUCCUGGACAGUACCGGGCCCCAUACAUGCCUCCUACUCAGCAGUAUCCUGUGACCAGCGGUACAGCAGGCUUCUAUCCGGGAACCAGUCCCGCUGAAUACACCACUUAUGCAGGAGCAUAUUAUCCAGCUCAGCCACAGUACUCGCCAUCUGUCCAGCCUGCACCGGUCAUGAUCAACCCCACCCAGCAACAGCAACAAGCCCCGCCUCCUCAGCAACCACCGCCACAGCCACAAGGCCCGCUAAAGAGGGAACGCAAACCGAUAAGAAUACGAGACCCCAACCAGGGCGGGCGUGAUAUCACAGAGGAGAUCAUGUCAGGUGGAAGGUCCACCACCACACCGACUCCCCCACAGGCCUCCGCAGCAGAUUUAAGUCCUGCACAGACCAACGGUGAAAUUGUCCAGCCUGUUGCUACAGUGACGAGACAAGAUGAAAACAUGGAGUCUUCUGUUACUGCUGACACGCCUCCACCUCCUGCCACAGCAGACACGGAGCCUGUGAUCGAGGCCAAACAGGAAACGGACAGCCAGAUGGCAGUGUGUGCUGAAUCAGCCGCACAAUCUGCAGCCUCCCCAGCUGAUACUGAGGUUCCAUCCCCAUUGAUAGAGGAACAGCAGCCUCCCUCUUCUCUCCCUCCUGCAGUAGCAUCUACUCCUACUCCUGCUGAGGCAGUAAAUAAAGACGUUUCUAAAGUCGGUGACACAGUAGAUGCUCCCGUCGUCCCUUCAGCAUCGUUAGCAGCACAAGAGGCACCUGUCAAAGUGGAGGAACCACAGGCCGCCCCAGCUCCACCUGAGACGGCACCAGAGAAUGAAGAAAAGACAACAGAGGAAGUAAAGAAAACUGAAAAAGAGGAGGAGGUGGCCAGCUCCAAAUUGGAGCCUGCAGUUGAAGUUGCAGCAGCAGUUGCCCCUGUCACAAUGGCAAAAGAAGAAGCAGUCACAAAGACAGCAACUGAAAUGUCCCAGCCUCCACCCUCUGCACCGGAAUGUGCUCCUCCACAGACACAGAGCGCUGCACCAAGCUCUGCCCCAGAACCCGAACCCAUUGCGGAUGAAACGGCAGAGCCUCUUCUCUCCAACGGCCUUCCUCAGGACAUUGAGGAUCUGCCCGAGGAUGUGGCGGUUUCAGACACUACACCCCUUGACAAGCCUGAUGCUUUGCAAUCUCAGGAAUCCACACCUGUGGCUAAAAUGGCAGCACCAACUCAGGUAGAGGAGGAGGUAGAGGAGGAGGUAGAGGAGGAGGUAGAGGUAGAGGAGGAGGUAAAGGAGGAGGAGGUAAAGGUGGAGGUGGAGGAGGAGAAGGAGGAGGAGGAAGAGAAGGAGGAAGAGAAGGAGGAAGAGAAGGAGGAAGUGGAGGAGGAAGUGGAGGAGGAGAAGAAAGGGGAUGAGGUGAAGGAGAAAAGUGAGGAUGCUCCUCCCGCCACUGUUAGCUGCCCUACAGAGGAAUCUACUAUGCAAGCUGCUACGUCUCUGCCAAAGAAGAGGAGGAACAUGAAGGAGCUCAACAAAAAGGAGGCCAUCGGAGACCUCCUGGAUGCAUUCACAGAUGAGCAGGACCCCAAGCCGGCCCCUGAACCCUCGUCCACUCAGGCCGAACCUGUUCCUGUUGCUCCAGCUGAACCUCCUGCUGAGGUUGUAGAUGAGACCUGGGAAGAGAAAGAGGACAAGCAGAAUGCCACGCCGGAACCAACUGAGCAGAAAUACCAGUACAAAGGAGAACAAUGGAAGCCGAUAGACCCAGAAGACAAGAAGCGGUACGACAGGGAGUUCCUCCUGGGCUUCCAGUUUAGCAGUGCCAGUGUAACCAAACCAGAGGGCCUGCCAACCAUCAGCGAUGUGGUCCUGGACAAGGUGAACAAGACUCCCCUGCGGCCAGUGGACCCAGCUCGACUGAUGAACGUUGGUCCUGACUUCACUCCCUCGUAUUUGGGGAACCUUGGUAGCAGAUCAGUGGGAGGACCACGAGGCCCACCUCCUGGGCCACGUCGCUCUCAGCAGGGUCAGCGUAAGGAACCCAGGAAAAUCAUCAUCAGCAGCAUGUCCCUCAAUGAUGACGUGCAACUCAACAAGGCUGAGAAGGCCUGGAAGCCCUCUGUGAAAAAGUCCACUCGCAGCCGUGCUGCAGAAGAUGCAGCACCAGCAGUCACAGCAGAAGACAACGACAGUGACGAGGCCAAGACCCAGGAGCUGUUCAAGCGUCUGCGCAGUAUCCUCAACAAGUUGACUCCUCAGAAGUUUCAGGAGCUGAUGAAACAGGUGACGGAUCUGACGAUAGACACGGAGGAGAGGUUGAAAGGAGCCAUCGACCUCAUCUUUGAGAAGGCCAUCUCAGAGCCCAACUUCUCUGUGGCCUACGCCAACAUGUGCCGCUGCCUUAUGGGAUUGAAAGUCCCCACUUCGGACAAGCCAGGAACUUUUGCCAACUUUCGCAAACUGCUGCUUAACCGCUGUCAGAAAGAGUUUGAGAAGGACCAGGAUGAUGCUGAGAUCUUUGAGAAGAAGCAAAAAGAGAUGGAGGCUUCAAAAGAUGAGGAAGAGCGUGAGCGCUUGAGGGUGGCGCUUGAAGAUUCGAAAGACAAGGCCCGCCGCCGCUCUUUGGGUAACAUAAAGUUCAUCGGCGAGCUCUUCAAACUGAAGAUGCUGACAGAGGCAAUCAUGCACGACUGUGUUGUGAAACUACUAAAGAAUCACGAUGAAGAGUCUCUGGAGUGUCUCUGUAGGCUGCUCUCCACUAUUGGAAAAGACCUGGACUUUGAAAAGGCAAAGCCUCGUAUGGAUCAGUAUUUUGCCCAGAUGGACAAGAUCAUCAAAGAGAAAAAGACCUCGUCCAGAAUCCGCUUCAUGCUGCAAGACAUCUUGGACGUCAGGAGGAACAACUGGGUGCCUCGCAGAGGAGACCAGGGUCCUAAAACAAUCGACCAGAUUCACAAGGAGGCCGAGAUGGAGGAAGUCAGGGAGCAGAGCAAAGUGCAGCAGCUGAUCAUGAACAGUAAAGAGAGCGGUGGAAGGGGCGGUGGAGGUGGAGGCAGAAUGGGAGGGAACAUGGGGGGCCGAGGCCCUCACACGCAAGGAGGUGGCCGGCCUUCUCAGCCCCAGGAUGAGGGAUGGAACACGGUGCCCAUCUCCAAGAACAGGCCCAUCGACACCACCCGCCUUAGCAAGAUCACCAAGCCCGGUGCUCUGGACUUCAACAAUCAACUGUUGGCUCCAGGAGGCAAAGGCAUGUGGGGCAGCUGGGGCAAAGGCAGCAGUGGAGGAACCGGAGCUAAACCAGUCAGCGGAGAGCAGGAUUCUGGUCGUCCAGCUACCAGCACCCUGAACCGAUUCUCUGCCCUGCAGUCUGGUUCUUCAAUGUCUUCAUCAGACUCUGAUCGCAGAGUUCCUCAGAGGUCAAGCUCCAGUCGUGAGCGCGGUGGCGACAGAGACCGGGGCGAGCGCGAGAAGGAUCGGUUUGACCGAUUUGACCGCAGUGAGGGACGGGAUGGGCGCGACGACAGGAGCAGCCGGAACCAAAUCACCAAGAGGAGCUUCAGCAGAGAGUCGCAGGAGCGCGGCGGGAGGGUUGGAGACGGUCGGACCUCUACUGAGGCUGUGCGUCGUGUUGCCAGCAUGACUGACGAUAGGAAAAGAGGAAGCAGGGACCGAGGAAGCAGGGACCGAGGAAGCAGGGACCGAGGAAGCAGGGACCGAGGAAGCAGAGACCGAGGAAGCAGGGACCGAGGAAGCAGGGACAGGGGUUCAAGCAAAGAGCUCCCAGCCAAGCGUGAGAGUGUCCCUACUCCUCCUCCCUCUCUUCCCAAACCUGCUUUGUCUGAGGAGGAGGUGGAGAAGAAGGCGUGCGCCAUCAUCGAGGAGUACCUCCACAUCAAUGACUUGAAGGAGGCGCUGCAGUGUGUGACCGAGCUCAACAGUGUCUCGCUGCUGUACGUGUUUGUGCGGAACGGCGUGGAGUCGACGCUUGAGCGCAGCACAAUCGCAAGAGAGCACACGGGCCUGUUGCUGCACCAACUCGUUAAGGCAGGGACAUUGCCCACGGAACAGUACUACAAAGGGAUGGAAGAGAUCCUGGAGGCAGCAGAAGACAUGGCCAUAGACAUACCUCACAUCUGGCUCUACCUGGCUGAACUCAUUACCCCCAUGCUCCAUGAGGGAGGCAUCCCUAUGGGACAGCUCUUCAGGGAGAUCUCAAAGCCUCUCUUGCCUCUGGGGCAGGCGUCCGUGCUGCUUGUCCAGAUCCUUCAUUUGCUCUGCAAAGGAAUGACCCCUAAGAAGGUCGGGGCCAUGUGGACAGAGGCUGGGCUGAACUGGAGCGACUUCUUGCCCAAGGAUGAAGACGUCAACAAGUUUGUCACUAAGCAGAAAGUGGAUUUCACCAUAGGAGAAGAGGCGGAAUUGGUGGAAGAGGGUAAGAAGACGGUCCUGAGUGGAGAGGAGCUCAGCAAACAGCUGGACAGAUUCCUUGAGGACAAGGUCAACGACCAGCGCAUCAGAGACUGGGUGGAGGCUAACUUGGACGAGGAGCAGACGUCUACCAACCAGUUCGUCCGAGCGCUGAUGACAUCAGUGUGUCAGUCUGCUAUCAUUUGCGACAACCCAUACAGGGUGGACCCACUUCAGAUCAAACUGAGGGCCAGUCUGCUGCAGAAAUACCUGAGUGAUGAGCAGAAGGAGCUCCAGGCCCUUUACGCCCUCCAGGCUCUGAUGGUGCACAUGGAGCAGCCUGCAAACCUGCUGCGGAUGUUCUUCGACGCCUUGUACGAUGAGGAUGUCAUCAAAGAAGAGGCCUUCUACAAGUGGGAAACCAGCAAAGACCCUGCGGAGCAGACGGGCAAAGGUGUGGCCUUAAAAUCAGUCACCGCCUUCUUCACCUGGCUCCGUGAGGCAGAGGAAGAGUCCGACAAGGAAUAAAGGAGUGAACUGAAUGCUGCCGCCCCCUUUUGGCAAGGCGGGGACUCUACAGGCGGCUAGGGAGAGUUGUGGACAAUAUUGCCAGAGAGGCAGACUCAAAUCAAUCCUCAGUGAGGAUAAAUCUUUAUUAUUUUUUUUUCUUUUCAUGGAGGGUGGACUCGGGAAAACAAUCACGUCUCUCUACCCUUCCUCUCUCGCUUCCUCAUUAUUUCCCUCACCUGCUUGUCACAGCAAGUGUCCUAAUCAAAUAAACUUGAAAACUGAUUCAGCAGGAUUGGUUGUCAACAAGGUGUGAAGUAUCCCACAUCACUACGAAAACUCUUUUGGCACUAUAAUACAAACCAACAGGCUGCUUUUCUAUGGUUCUAGAUAAUUCUAAUGCCUAACAUCCUAUCUGAUCCGCAAGAAUAAACUGCAGGACAUGUGGUGGUGUAGUGGGUUCCCUGAUAUGUGGGGUAUCAUCUUGCCAUAGUGUGUGUUCAAUCCACAGCUCUUCUAUGUCUUUGUCCCUUACUGGAGUGUGCAGCAUGACUGAAGUGUGUUUCUAUGAAUUCUACCGGGAGACGAAACGUUCCCGGACAAAAUGUACAUGAACUAAUCUUAAUUUGACGGAUGGAGUUUUUAAAGCAAAGGGUUGUCUAUUUUCUCUUCCUGGUUCCUAUCAUGAACUUGCAGAGGACAGAAAGUGGGAGGACUGAUGUUGACCUUUGACCUGGACUACUAGGGGGUGGUCUUAAUGCUUCCUCUAAGCCAUCCUCACCCAUCCCCAGUAGUGAACCACACUGACUGACUCCUCAUCCUUACCUCUUCUGUACUUACACCUGAGCUGUCGUAACGGACACCCAAUGACCCCGAUCACCGUUAAAACUUGAAAUCGACAGAAAAAUUGACUUGAUGAAAUAUAUAAAGUUAAAAGGAAAAAGAAAAAAAACAACACAGAAAUGAUCCGAAAGCCUUUUCUGCUCUAAGUGGAAACUCAUUUCAGGAGCGUUCUGUAAAUAUAUAAUAAUAAUGAUUACAUUUUUUUUUCAGUUUUAUUUUUCAGUAAACAAUAAAUUGCUGAUAUAAAUUGCAGUGUAUCCUUUUCCAACAGCAGUUGUCCAGAUGCAGAGAGGUGCUUUAGAUAAUCCAUUGAUUAUUAGUUUUAUUGGAAUUUUGUAAAUAUUUUUUUCCUUUUUUUCUUUUUUCCUUCUUUAUUUAAGAAAUUAUUGCUUCUUUUGCAUCUGAAACUGGAAAGAUGAGGUAACGGAACAUUGCAAAUAAAGGACUUAUUAAGUUGC
Messenger RNA from Scophthalmus maximus (turbot), 7096 nucleotides. It is a transcript of the gene eif4g1a, whose product is annotated as eukaryotic translation initiation factor 4 gamma, 1a. The transcript has 32 exons. Bases 513 to 5816 code for a protein of 1767 amino acids. The record is from RefSeq and is a predicted model, not a curated record. Gene Ontology annotation, molecular function: mRNA binding; translation initiation factor activity; protein binding. Lineage: Eukaryota; Metazoa; Chordata; Actinopteri; Pleuronectiformes; Scophthalmidae. Gene Ontology annotation, cellular component: eukaryotic translation initiation factor 4F complex.